This is a messenger RNA of Didymodactylos carnosus, 1172 nucleotides long. The record is from the annotation of a GenBank genome assembly. Lineage: Eukaryota; Metazoa; Rotifera; Eurotatoria; Philodinida; Philodinidae.
AGAAAAAAGAAAAAACAUAUUUACACUUUCAAAAUACAUCUUCACAUAGUCUCUACCUCCUUCCUCCUUCUUCAUCUUCACAAAUACUUCCAACUACUAUCACUAUUUUCAACGGCACAUGACAUUUUGCCAUGGCGAAUUGUCUUUUGGCGAAACGGUUUUUUACCGUCAUGGCGGACCACUGUUUACCUCUGGAAUGAACUGAAAACCUUUUACUAAAUCAGUUUUCAAUGCUGAUUUAGAAAAAUAUAGUUCGAACCUUCCAUCUUGCAAUACAAGCUCAAAAAGUCAAUUCCACCAUAGGGGACGGUUUUUUGUAUUUUUGAGAUCCUCUCAGUAAUUUGAGUUUUUCUCUAUGAAGAAAUGGCUUUUGAAGGCUCGGAAGGUGUUAUUCGUAAUCAGCUCGUUAAGCUGAAUCUGAAUAUGUAUAAUAAAGCCAGAAACAGAUUCCACUGAAACUUUGCAUUACCUGCACCUUAUAUUAAAACAGCAGUUCUUUCGGUUCAAGGAGCUGGGUUUUCACGUUUGACAAGUAUGUCAUGUCAUGCACAAAGAAGAAUGAACAUAAUAUUUUUUGCCUUCUUUUAGAGAAAAUCGAAGCACAGUCCCUCAUUUGUCAGCAGCAACGACGGCUAAUCAAACUGAUUCCACUAUGAAUACGGAACCAUACCACAAAAACAACUAACUAAUCACAUUCGAUUGCAGAAGUGACGAACGUAAAUCAAAAUGUGGCAGACCUAGAUGAUGAAAGUGAUAUUCAAUUACUAACCGAACAAGUAACAACCAUGUCAGCUAUAUCGUUUCGCAAACACCAGCAACAAAUAUCCAAACAAUUCACGUUGAACGAAGCUCAAACUCGCGCGUUUAUGGUCAUUACCAAUCAUAUCAAUGGAGGCAACCAUUUGAAAAAAGGCAAUGAACAAGAUCAGUUAUUAAUGUGUGUAGCUGGUCCUGGUGGUACAAGAAAAUCUCAACUGAUUUAUGCAAUUACAGAAUAUUUUUCAAUAACAAAACGCAGUCAUGAACUACGAAAACUAGCACCAACACCGAAUGCUGCAGCCCAGAUUGACGGUCUCACAAUUCAAUCUUUCACAUCAUACAGAAAUCUAAGAAAGGUAAGCGCAGCUCAACGAACAACGAUCGAAAAUGCUGGCGAAAUAUCCGAUAUAUAA